UUCUUAUGGUUUUCAUGGUGCCUCUUGUGAGCGAUAGCAAAGCUAGGAGAGCUAGGGAGAGAUGACUAGUGUUUGGAAGACCAAGGUUCUGCCCGGGCUGACCAAGAUCUUUGACAAGGAUGGCAAGAAGGCUGCUGCUGCUGAGUUCCUGAAAUCCUUCAACAAGGAGGAGAUUACCAAGGAGAUUGAGGACAAGAAGGCAGAGCUGGAGCCCAAGGUUGUAGAGGCUUAUGAAGCAUCUCCAGCUGAGGUUAAGGCUUUGUUCAAGGAUAAGAAACCAGCCAAAGUCAGCAAGAAGAACUCGGCUGCAGUUACCAAGUUCCUUGAGGAAUUGGCCAAGAUUGAAUUCCCGGGAGCCAAGCUGGUGAGCGACGCGGUGGCCAAGUCCGGCACCGCGCCCCUCUCCCCGGCGAUCGCCUUCAUCUUGGACAAGGUAGCGCCUUUCAUCCCCAAGGAGGAGCCCAAGGCCGAGCCGGAGCCCCCCGCUGCGGCUGAGGCCACAUCCCGGGAAGUCGUCGUGGAAGAGAAGAAAGAGGAGGCCGCUGAGCCGGCUGCGGUUGCGGAGGCGGCGGCGCCGGCUGCAUCAGAGGCGGUGGUAGAGGAGAAGAAAGAAGAGGAGAAGAAGCCGGCGGAGGCUGAAGCCGCGGCGCCAGCUGAGGAGAAGAAGUGAUCACUAUGGAAGAAGCAAGCAAAUGAAGCUACCUUGUGGUAAUUAAUUAAAGUUACUCUCUUGUCAACGUACGUACGUAGCUGCACAAAGUAAGAUACACAGUUGGCCAUGAUGCAUACGUACAAGCAUGCUUGGCAUGCGAAUGUUGCAUGGAUGGAUGGAUGCAUGCAUGAACAUUUAUUUGUUAUUCUUUCUUACACCUCGAUCUUUUGAACCGUGUAAAUGUGUAAUGUGGGGCUUUUUUCUUGUUUUGAUUUGGGGUUGAUGAAACAUCUGUAAUUAUUUAUAUUGAUAUGUUUGUUGUUGGUCGUAUUUAAGAAA
Phragmites australis (common reed) is the source of this 991-nucleotide messenger RNA. Its product is annotated as salt stress root protein RS1-like. The transcript has 4 exons. Gene Ontology annotation, cellular component: plasma membrane. Lineage: Eukaryota; Viridiplantae; Streptophyta; Magnoliopsida; Poales; Poaceae. Bases 62 to 670 code for a protein of 202 amino acids. The record is from RefSeq and is a predicted model, not a curated record.